AUGUUUUCCUACCGCCCCCUAACCACCAGAAUACCUACCGUCCGCCCGCUUCGCCCUCCUUCUCUGCUGCCAACGCGAGUGCCGAAACCGCGACUCUUCACCCAGAACUCUCAGCUCCUCCUCCUCGCCCAGCAACGAUCCGCUCCUCGACCUCAAUUGCCGUAUCUCUCCCCGCCGAUUCAGACACAGCAGCACCUUCAUCCGCUCAAUCAACAUGUCAUUCGUCUCUUCAGUACAGAGACGAAGCGCUACGUCAAGGAGCAGGUCUGGCUGGCCACAAAAUGGACCGCCAUCCUUUGGACCUUCAUAUUCUUCGGCUCAGUGCUGUGGUACGGUAUCAGCAUUGAGCUGGAAGAGCAUGACAAUCCGACACCUACAGAGUGGAAGUUCUUCACCCGACGCGCUCUGAGAGCUGCCCGGGCGCUUUCGUCGCGGGAGACCGCCGAGCAAGUUGGCUUUAUCAACUGGCCCGCCGUCCACGCGCAUUACAGGGAACUUCUCACCCGGCUGGAGAAUCCGCACGGCGAGGGUAAAGGGCUCGUGGAAGGUGCGGGCGAGGGCGAGGAAAUCAUGAUCGAGGGGGUCGGUCGUGCUGGAUUCGACAUCUCCGCCAAGAGCUGGCCGUGGAGGGCGGGCUACUUCGAAGCCAUCAUGGGCUGCGCUACGGCAGCCGAGCAUCUUGAUUCGAUGGUUUUGGACAAUUCGAGAGGCAUUGUAUUCCCAAGGGCCGUCAUGAUCGGGCCAAGCAAUCCCGACCCCAGGCCCACGCCGCCUUACAUGAAGACUGCGCCAAGAGAGGAGGAUUGCACCAGGCCAUGCGAUCCGCCAGAGACAUACUACAUGCGGAUACUCACUGGUCGGGGAUUCACAACCAAGCAAAAGAUGAAGGCUGCAAGCGCUUAUGCGAAUUGGUUGGAAUUCAAAGGCUUGCGGGAAAGCGCGGAGGAGAUGUACAAAUGGGCCGUCGACAUUGCCAAGGAUGCGCUGGAAGUUGAUCCUGAGCAAGUCCUGGAUACGAAGUCUGGAGUUUUGAAACAGGCUGAUGGGACUGCCUCGCACAUAACCCCAAACCUGUUAAGGGCGACGACAGAUUUGGCGACCUUCAAAGCUCGCUCCGGAGAUGUCGCUGCCGCACUUCCCAUCCUAUUAUCCGUAUUGCGCGCCAGGAGGACGGCACCUGUUUCGCUCUUCCCGCCACCCUCACAGGUCGCUUCGGAUGACUCUGGCUCUGGGGUCAGCAAAACCAUAUGGAAGAUAUUUUCAACCGCCAGGUUUCCCGACCCUCCUCCGUCGGGUGACAAUUCGCUCAUCCGCAGCACUGAAAAGCCCUCUUGUGAGGAGAGCGAGCUGAUGUUAUACAUUGGCGAGAUCCUCUUCGCGACCUCACCAAAAUCUGACGAAGGACUAGGAUGGACGAGACAAGCAGCGAACAUCGCCGACAUCAGCUUGGGGAACCGGGCGACACCUUCCUCCGAUUUGGGUUCAGCGGAAGAGACAAAGAAGUGCAAGGAGUGUCUACUUACUGGCGUCAGCAACUGGGAAGCCAUGCUCAAUCGGCUGGCCUCACAGGAGCAGACAUCCCCGAAGAAAGGGUGGUUCAACUGGGGAAGCACUAGCUCGACAUCCGACCGUCUGGUGGAACUUGCGGAUGAUCAGAGAAGAGUUACUGUCUUGAAAGAGCGCAUUGCCAGGGAGGGCAUCUUGGCUGAAGUCAAAGGCCACAGUAACCCGUCUGGCAUUUGGAUUGGCUGA
Molecule: messenger RNA, 1752 nt
Organism: Lecanosticta acicola
Lineage: Eukaryota; Fungi; Ascomycota; Dothideomycetes; Mycosphaerellales; Mycosphaerellaceae
Source: the annotation of a GenBank genome assembly